Molecule: messenger RNA, 9050 nt
Organism: Patiria miniata (bat star)
Lineage: Eukaryota; Metazoa; Echinodermata; Asteroidea; Valvatida; Asterinidae
Exons: 46
Coding region: 262-8007 (2581 amino acids)
Biological process (GO): cell-matrix adhesion
Molecular function (GO): protein binding; calcium ion binding
Source: RefSeq, a predicted model, not a curated record
CGUAUCGUUUACAUUGGGGCAUCCGAAACAGCUGAGCUUGCAUCGACUAGAUACCCGAACUCGUACAUCAAUUACAUCCAGAUAGCGUGGAUCAUCCAAACCGAAGAAGUUCGCAAGAUCCGCAUUUCCUUUGCCCAGUUUUCUACAGAGUCUGGGUAUGACGUCUUCCAAGCUGGUGAUGGCAACAUUAGCACCCACAAUGUGUUCUUUCAGUGGAGUGGGAGCAGAAACCCGCCCGAUCUGCGGUCAGCUGGAAAUACCAUGUGGCUUCGGUUCACUACUGACGGAAGUGUCAGAUAUUCAGGGUUUCUGCUGACGGCAUUCAGUGUACCUGCCUCUGAAAUGUUGACCUGUUCUCUUAAUGAAUUUGACUGUGGACAUUACUGCAUCCGUGGCACCCUGCAGUGUGACCGUGAAGCUGACUGCUUUGAAGGAACGGAUGAACUAAAUUGCGACGAGGACCGUAUCGUCUACAUUGGGGCAUACGACACAGCUGAGCUUGCCUCGACUAGAUACCCGGACUAUUACGUCAACGACAUCCAGAUAACUUGGAUCAUCCAAACCGAAGAAGCUCGCAAGAUCCGCAUUUCCUUUACCUUGUUUUAUACCGAGUAUUGGUAUGACGUCUUCCAGGCCGGUGAUGGCAACAGUAGCGACCACAAUGUGUUCUUCCAGUGGAGUGGGAACAGAAACCCGCCCGAUCUGCUGUCAGCUGGAAAUACCAUGUGGCUUCGGUUCACUGCUGACGGAAGUGUCAGAUAUUCAGGGUUUCUGCUGACGGCAUUCAGUGUACCUGCCUCUGACAAUUUGACAUGUUCUCCUGACCAACUUGACUGUGGGCAUUCUGUGUGUGUCGCCUCUUCCUGGCAGUGUGAUGAUGUGCCGGACUGUUGGGAUGGAAGCGAUGAACUAGGCUGCGGUACUGAUGAAGUAUUCCUGAGUGCCAAUGAAACAGCCACCAUAUCAAUUUCAUCCGUUCGCAUUAACUCUAUGUGGCUCAUUCAGACCGUGGAAGACCGGAGAGUUCUCAUCACUUUUCCCACCGGUUAUUUCUAUUUGAGUGGAUCAUUCGUAUUGCGAGCCGGUGAUGGUGACGAUAGUACCAACAACACAAGUGUCUUUUUUGAAUGGAGGAGGUCUAGGUAUAGGCCCCCAGACCUGCUGUCAGACGGGAAUAAGUUGUGGAUAACCUUUGAGCGCGGAAAGUCGUUUAGCUCAUACAACUUCCGCAUACUUGCUACGAGCGUCCCGUUAGCAGAAGCUCUGGUUUGUUCUUUGGGUGACGUGGACUGCGGACAUUCGGUCUGCCUUAGCAACGUCUUGCAGUGUGAUACCAUCUCAGACUGCGUAGAUGACAAUGAUGAGUUGGACUGCGAUAAAGACCGUUUGCUGUUUAUUCCGGCCAAUGAGACAGCUCGCAUUAGCUCGACGUCAUAUCCAGACUACUACCCCAACAACCUGAAUAUUACUUGGAUCGUCCAAACCGAAGUGGGUUGGAAGAUUCGCAUGAAAUUUUUCAGCUUUUCAACCUAUACUUACUACGGUGAUGACCUGCUCUGUGCGGGAGAUGGUAACAAUGCAGCCAACACUCAGUUUUUUAAGUGGCAUGGGUCUAGAAUGCCUCCUGAUCUUCUAUCCACUGGCAGUGACAUGUGGCUUCGAUUUACCUCUGACGGGUAUGGUAGCCGCUCUGGAUUUUCUUUAGAGGCUUCUUCUGUACCUUCUUCGGAAAUCUUGAUGUGCUCCCCAAGUGACUUUGACUGUGGUCAUUACUCAGUCUGCAUCCCUGACAUUUGGAAAUGUGACGGCCAAGUUGAUUGCUUGUUAGUUGCAGAGGGUGACGAGCAUAACUGUGACAAAGAUCGUGUUGUGUUCCUGGGGGCAACGGAAACAGCCGAGCUUGGGUCUACACGCUAUCCCUCCUCGUAUUCGUCUAACAUUGAGAUAACAUGGAUCUUCCACACCGAAGAAGACCGCAAGAUUCGCGUCCGUUUCUCCGACUUCCGAACCGAGCAUCUGACUGACUUUGUCCAGGCAGGAGACGGCAACAGGACCACAGACAACUCAUUCUUCAGAUGGAGUUGGUACAAGCUUCCGCCUGAUCUGCUGUCCAGUGGUCCGGUGAUGUGGCUUACUUUCAAAUCAGAUAGCAGUAACAAUGAUCGCGGAUUUUUGUUGUCUGUUGCCAGCGUGCCAGCUACAGAGGGAUUAACCUGUUCGACUGACGAGUUUGACUGUGGGCAUUCAGUCUGCAUAAGUACUUCUUCGAAGUGUGAUGCAGUAAUUGAUUGUUUGGAUGGAAGUGAUGAAAUCAAUUGUGACAAUCGCACGAUAUUUCUCGGUGCGAACGAAAAUGCCCGGAUUACAGAUCCGUUUUAUCCCAGCCGCUACCCGAGAAACCUAGAAACAACCUGGACCAUACAGACAGAGGUGAAUCGAAGGGUUCUCGUCACUUUCCACACCUUUUCAAUUUCUUCUUCUCGUCGCGGCAUAUUCAAGGCAGGUGACAGCGGCGCUAACGACACGUUCUAUGUUUCACACCGGUGGAGGUUUCCACCAAAGCUACUCUCCGAUGGCCGGACGAUGUGGCUCAGUUUGGAUUCUGGCAAGAAUUCGGUUUGGAGAUUUGUAUUGACCGCUUCUAGUGUACCAUCAACUUACACCCUACCAUGUUCGUGGCGCAACUUCGACUGCGGUCACUCUGUCUGCAUUGAUGGCAGUUGGCGAUGUGACGGUCAACUGGACUGUUUUGACGACAUUGAUGAACAAAAUUGCGAUAGCUGUGUCGGUCGGUGCUUUUUAGACGGUCCUCGGACCGGAGAUUGUUGGUGCGACGCUGCGUGCGAACUGACAGGAGACUGCUGUUCAGACUACAUUGAGCAUUGCCAGGGGGCAAUGAUCCCAACUACUACCGCUCAACCAGCUGUCGAUGAAUGUAACCCGGACGCGCCGUUGCACAACUGCGACGACAAUGCGAUCUGCAAUGAUACCUUCGAAAGCUUCACUUGCACCUGUAGACCUGGAUAUGCAGGAAACGGCGUGUAUUGCACAGAUGUGGAACCGCCCAGCAUCACUUGCCCUGCCGACUUCACAGUCUACACGGACUGCAGGAAGAGCUACUCAACGGUCUCCUUGCCCGACGUCCAGUCUGCAUCCGACAACUCCGGCCAGUAUGCCAUCAGCAUAAACAUUGGCGGCUCGAUAUACGAGGUGGGCGACACCACGACUCUCAGUCUGGGAGCAUCACCUCACAUGGUGCGCUACACCGCUACUGACAAUUCCUACGCUGCAGACUGUGAUACAUACGUGACGGUGGCAGAAGUUUCCGAUGGAACAUUCUGUGAAGCAACCGGAUAUCCACCAAACUGCAUCUGUACGUCAAACGAAGGGCUCGACUGCACUUGUUUCUAUGGAAACUGCGGCCAUGACUGUUCUCAAUCCGCUGAGGGAGUUGAAUGUACGGGACCAGGCGAACCAUAUUCAAACUGCACAGAUGUCGAUCAUUGCGAUCCUGGGCACUCCGGGCCACGCUGUGACAGCGACAGUAACACUCUGCAGUUUCCUGAAGUGGACAAUCGCUGUCUUGCCGACAGACAGUCGUCCGCGCAAAUCAGUUGGACGCUUGGCCCCCCGGGUACUAGCUCCGACGUAACUUGCAGAGAUUCCUUGGACGGAGCCACUGUGGGGACUACCGGGGGUGUGUUUGGUGUUGGGAUGCACCAUGUGGUCUGCUCCUCGGCAACUAAUGCCUUCCCAGACUGCCUGAUCUCUUUCAGUGUUUCAGAUUUCCCGUCUCUGACAGUACCGGCAGUCGGUGAUCAGUGCACGGAUCCAGGCAUGAACACAUCUACAGUGACAUGGACCGAGGUUCAAGCCAUGGACGCUGGUGAAGUCACCAUCGAUUGCACAGAUUCUGGUGAUGGCGUUGGUGUCGGUAUUGCAGGAGGUGUAUUUGGUGUAGGGCCACAUACCAUCACAUGCUGUGCUGUCAAUGAUGUUGGGUGUUCAGAGUCAAAGGACUUCACGUUCAUUGUCAUGGAGGGCAAUCUCGUCCCAUUUGGAGAAGAAAUUGGAGACUCCCUGUUGUCAAGGAAACGGCAAGGGCCACGCUCAGCAAAGGAUCUGAUAUCACCUACCAUCUAUCCACCAAACUUCUUUCCCUUCGGCAGCAAGCUUUACGAAAAGCUAUACUUUACUGACAAUGGAGUGAUUGUCCUGUCCAACGACCAAAGCCUUGAUAAACGAGCGUUCCCCAGUCCGCGGGGUAAAACUUUCCCCGGUGACAGGGCGAUGAUAGCGCCGUUUUGGGCGGACGUCAGAGCUAACGCCUUCACUGCCACAGAUAAUGUGUUUUGGCAGGUGCACGAUCAGUAUGAUCCAAAUGUCAACCAGAACAUGCUGGAUGUUGUCAGUCUCAUAGUUUCAGCCUACUACAGUGGUUUUUCAGCAAACUGGGCUCUGUCUAUCACCUGGAGAAAUGUAAAGGCCAUAUCACCCUCAAAAGAGACGAAUACCUUCCAAGCUUUGCUUGUGACUGACGGAGUCCGCGCUUUCGUCGUCUUCAAUUACGAUCCCUGCGGCAUGAACUGGGACGCUAAGUUGUUACUCAACAAGAACGUCAUCCAGGGCUUCACCUCCGGAGUCUUUGGCGAAACUGUGUAUGUAGACAUACCCGAUGAAUCACGGUUCCGCCCCGGUGGCAUAGUGGGCAACACAGGGAAGACAGGACGCUGGGUCUACCGACUCGACAGCCUCCCGGACGGUUUUGUCAAUCCGCGUUUGUCCUGCCACAAUUGGUAUCACCGCCAGGAACCGUACCCACUAUUUGCCAUCCACUAUCCUCCGUUCGCAGACACGUGCCCAUGCAGUCUGUGGAACGCCAGAUUUGAUUGGAGAUACACUGAGGUCUCGCGAUCAGUCGUCUUGCCCGCUGAUGGAAAUUCAGGAUAUCCUGCCGUUUGCUACGUCAGGCUCUUCCAGGUUUCUUGGAUCCCCGGUCCACGGUGCUGCUAUAAUCUGUUCAGCCGGGAUCUUGUGUACGACGUCCGAAGUGCCAGGGUCGCGUCUGUCUUUGAGAGGUAUCCGCUUGGGCCUAUAUUUUACAGGGCCAACUCUUUCGACCUGUGGAAAAAUGAAGAUGUACUCCCACGCUAUUAUUGUUGUGAGAAGUCUACUCUUUGCCACCUGUACAGAAGAUGGCGACCUCUAAUGACUUGCAGGUGGUACAGGCCACCAGCCUGGGUCUGGGGUUUUGGAGACCCCCACGUCGUUACGCUUGAUGGACUGGAGUACACCUUCAAUGGUCUGGGUGAAUACACACUAGCACUCAUCGAAGAUGACGAUGGACAAAGAGUCUUUGAACUGCAGGGUCGCACACGACAGGCCGUGGAUACGGAGACAGGGGAACUUAGUCAGGCUACUGUCUACUCUGGAUUCGCUGCGGUGUACACAGGAGAAGCAAAGAUUGAGAUCAAGUUGAGUGAUGAUGCCAUGGAUUUGGUAACGACUGUCAAUGGGACCGUUGUCACACCCACUGCUCAAGGAUUGCAGUUUGAAAAUCUUCAGGUAACGAGGGCGGAGAAUCCAAUCAAAGUGAGCGUCAUGUAUUCUGAAUACGUCACCUUUACCGUCGGGGUGAACAACAGCAUGGCCGACAUCACAAUCCUUUUCAACGAGGACUUCAAAGGAAAAACAAAAGGAAUUCUAGGUGUGUGGGAUGACGACCCAAGCAAUGAUGUGUUGACGCGUAAUGGCACUCUGCAAACAGGCUCUGGAGACAAUGGAGAGCUGGUGGAGAGGGACUACUUCGAAUUUGGCCAAACAUGGCGAGUUGUGGAGGAAGACUCUCUGUUCUUCUAUCAGUCUCCUGAUGAAAGCUAUGACUCCUUGAACGACCCCAACUUCACUCCAGACUUCCUGCAAGAUUUGAUCGACAAGGCACAGCCGGGCAAAUACAACGAGGCCAAAGCGGUCUGCGGAUCAAGCAAAGUGUGUCUGUACGACUCCUUGGCUCUGAAUGAUACCAGCAUCGGUAUGGCUACAUCGGCACUCAAUGAGGUGAACAUGGAAAACAUGGCAAUCGCGACCAAUUUCCCACCAAACAUAACGCUUGUGGGCUCCAUCGAAGUUAUUGUGGGCAAGAACUUCAUCCUGCAACUGGAAGCAGUGGAUCCUGACGGCGAUGACGUCACUUUCGACUUACUUGAGAUGGUACCAGGGGCAGCCAUCUCAGCCUUAGGUCGAUUUUCUUGGACACCAGAGAACAAGACUAAAGUGAAGAUCGGCUUCCUAGCAACAGAUGGAAAAGCGAGUGCCACACUGGAACCUAUCGUGAAGCUCUGUGACUGUCAGAAUGACGGCACCUGCCUGUUUGAUCAGUACGCGAGUGGGGUGAACAUCGUUCAGGACCGAUUUGGGGUGGUGUUAUGCCAAUGUGAGCCUGGCUGGUCGGGAGAGUUCUGUGAAGAGAACUACGACGCGUGCGCAGACAACCCAUGUUUCCUGAAUGUUGAUUGCGUGGAUGAGGAUCCACCCUCGUUGAACAGCACCUGCGGACCUUGUCCAGCGGGACUUGAGGGGGACGGGAAAUCGUGUCAAGAUAUUGAUGAGUGCGAGCUGUACAGAGACCAGCCAGCCAGCGGUGGCGGACUGGGCUGCGACCAGAACUGUCACAACAUCCUCAUGAACUUCACGUGUAGCUGCAAUGCUGGAUACUUACUGCAUGAAGAUGGGAAGCAAUGCAUUGGCUCUCCAACGACUUCAGGCUUGCCAGCUGAACGAGCAAGUACAGCGCCCCCGGUCCUGGCCGAAACGGAAGAAUCAACAACAGCAACCGAGAAAAUGUCGACACCCCAGCCAGAAGAAAGGCCCUCUACAGAAUCUACUACCAAAGGCGUUACAGACGGUUGUCAGUUGUCUGCGUCAAGCUGUUUGAAUGGAGGGACCUUUGAUUCGGAGUUCUGCGAGUGCGUCUGCCCACUUACGCACUCGGGAAUGACGUGUGCUGAUGAGAAUCGCUGUCUUUCCAGCAACAGAUGUGGGAAUGACCAAUACUGUUUACCAAGCAAUGAUCCGUCGGGAUUCACUUGCCACUGCAAUAUCAUCCAAGGAUUUGUCGAGGGUGAUUCUGGUCAGUGCCAACGGUACCCAUCCAAGAAUGUCGUGAUUACUGCUCGUAUGAACUUCAACGAAGCCUUCAAAAACCCAACGUCGAAAGCAUUCAAUAAAACUGCAGCCGUGUUUGCGAAGGCAAUUUUGAAGACUCUUAAAGAAAACCCAUCAACCAAUGACGUUUUGUCGGUGGUAGUUCCUUUAAUGGAGGAGGGCAGUGUUGUCAUCAGAUCUGUAGCACUGUUUGAAACUGCUGCACCGUCCAACGCCAUUUUACGUCAAGUGCUGGCAAGCAGUGAUACACUGACUGAUGGCAGUACAGUCAUUGACAUUGUUCAAAACUCGAUCCUUGUGGAUGAUGAGGCAAUAGACUGUGUACCGACUUACUGCAUGAACGGUGGGACGUGUGAGACGUCGGGUAUCUUUCCUUAUAAGAACUACGCAUGCAGUUGCCCUGAGUCUUUUACCGGUCAGCGAUGUGAGUCUGACGUGGUGCCACCUCCAGAAGAUGGAUUGUCCACAUUGGCCCUGGUUUUGAUCAUCAUUGGGUCGAUCACUUUGAUCCUCGUGGUGGUAGCCAUGCUCCUCUUCUUUUGUCUGUACGCAAAGAGCCAACAGUCCAAGGCAUCUUUGCAAAGUCAUCUCAACCGCAGUAGGUCUAGGGUUGCCCCACAGGAUGACAAAGGCAGUGAUAACAUUGGAUCUCAGUCCACGGCACACGAUGGUAACGUGCACUGUAGUGUGUCAGUUAUAGGUGAUGAAGUUACAAAGUCAAAUCAUUCGAUGGACGGCAUCAGUCACCCACCGUACAUCCAGCAGGGUUUGGCAAGCCGUGAAGCGUUUGUUAGGCCUCAUAUGGUGUCAGGCAUGGAGAAUCGCAGUGACAAUACAGCAUAAUGACGCCGCUGGACGCGUGGAUCGCAAUCCUCAUGUCUGCUAGAUUGACCAUGUACCGUACACAGUUCUGAGAGACAGAUUGUAAAGAUUUGGAUUCCCUUGUAAUCUGUCGGAAGAAGAAAGCUUUGAAUAGUCUAUUUUCAUCACUUUUAAUUGUUAAUUUUGCUGGUUCCGUUGAGGUCCAUCCUACAGUCCUCUUUGUACUGGAUGGACUCACUCACCGUCACUUGUGAGUCGGGCAGUGCUAUUAUAUAGGAUUACCCACUUAUACCAAUAAAUGAGCCCAAUCUGCCUUGCUCCAGAUGCAUGGAUAGAGCCAUUCUGGUUCAAUUGAAUGUAAUUCUGUGGCCUCAGGACCAGCUUUACUAGGUUUGCCGUGUCGUGCAUAUUAUUGCUAUUGUAAUUUUUCUACUCAGUACAUGUUUAAGUGGACACAGUUUAGGGACCACAUCCCUACAAAGAUACUAGGUUUGCCAUGUCGUGCAUAUUAUUGUUAUUAUAUUUUUUCUACUCAGUACAUGUUUAAGUGGACACAGUUUAGCGACCCCAUCCCUACAAAGAUAUUAGGUUUGCCAUGUCGUGCUUGUUAUUAUUUUGUUCUACUCAGUCCAUGUUUAAGUGGACACAGUUUAGGGACCCCAUCCCUAUAAAGACACUAGGUUUGCCAUGUCGUGCAUAUUAUUGUUAUUAUAUUUUUUCUACUCAGUACAUGUUUAAGUGGACACAGUUUAGGGACCCCAUCCUUACAAAGAUACUAGGUUUGCCGUGUCGGGCAUAUUAUUGUUAUAUUUUUUUCUACUCAGUACAUGUCAAUAGUGGACACAGUUUAGGGACCCCAUCCCUAUAAAAAUAGUACGUUUGCCGUGUCGUGCAUAUUAUUGUUAUUAUAUUUUUUUCUACUCAGUACAUGUUAAGUGGACACAGUUUAGGGACCCCAUCCCUAUAAAGAUCAAGGUAAAAAAAAAAUUGUCUUUUGCAGAAAGGCUAAUUUUGGCAUGAUUAAAAUGUGACCUCCGAUGAUUCACUUGUCAUUAGACUGAAUC